UUAUUAUUAUUAUUAUUAUUAUUAUUAUUAUUUUAAUGUGAACCCUUAUGCACUGAUAACUUGCGUCUGUCUGUCAUUUGUAAUUUAAAUACGUGUAGCAAUGGGACAGUUAUCAUGUUUACCUUUUCUCUAAAUUUUUUUUAUGGAAGUGCCUGGGUCAAUGAGAAGUCUCUGUAACCAAUAAAUGAUAAAAAUUAUAGGCCUUCUGUCAAGAGUUCUACAGGUGUCUCAGUCUGGAAGAAUGCCUUACAUGAAAGGGUCAGAUUCGGAUUAUGGUCCAGUCUAUAUUCGGGAGAAAGGAGAGCUACGUCUGAUUGCUGAUCCUGUGAAUGUUGAGAAGGUUGGCCCAUACAAGACCAAACCCCUCAGCCACUUGAAGAAAUGCGACUCAGUCAGGUUUUGCAUCCGUGAGGGAGACCAGACCACAAGCACCAAGAAGAAUGACCCUGUCUUCCUUACGCUAUGCUAUUCUGCAAAGUCUCUCUUUGACAUUGCUUUAGGAUUUGUUGCAGACAAUGUUCAGCAUAUAGAUUCCCUUAUUGGCUUUCCAGAACAAGUGGCCGAAAAGCUCUUCGCUGCUGCAGAAAAAAGACAGAAAUUCGUUGAUCCUGGCACAGGACUCCGAGCUUUGCAGACAUUCAGUAAGGCCUAUGGAAGCCUGGUGCUCAGUUCCCUUUGCCUAAAAAGCAGGUACCUUCUGGUGUCUGAGAAACUGGAAGAGAUUAAAUCCUUCCAGGGAUUGUCAUGCCUGGAUCUUUCCAGCUGUAAACUUGGGGAUGACCAUGAGCUUCUGCAGCACCUAACCACAGAGGCUCUAUCAAGUCUAGUCAAGCUCAAUUUGGGGGAUAACUGCCUGUCAGACAGUGGCCUUCGGAAGAUGACAGCACCAGUCAGAGUAAUGAAGAGGGGCCUUAAAAACCUGGAGCAUUUAGAUUUGUCCUCCCGUCCUUUCUUAGGUAACCCGAAUAUUGGUGAACUGGGAAUUGGAUAUCUGUGUUGCUUUAAGAAACUGUCUGUGCUAGAUAUCUCGGGAGCAGGUGCAAAGCUCAGUAAAUCACUAUUACAAAUGCUACAGAAUAAGAUGGGUCUAGUUUCUGCUGACGCUCCUCUGCAAGACUUUUCUCAUGCACACUGCAAAACAGAAGGCUGGGCAGAACAGGUAAUUCUCCAGUGGGACAGCAUUAUUUCUGACUCUGCAAAACCAAGGAUAAGCCUCAUGCCAAGAACAGUAGCACAACGCUUCUAUGGCAAAGAAACGUCAAUGAAGAGGGUACUUGCACUACCAUCUCUGGCGUUUAAUAUUAAAGAAAGAAAGAGUGAGGUGAAUAUGCAGUUUCACAAAAAGCCUCUUCAGGACAUCUGUGCUGUAGCAUACGACGAAAGCUUGCCUGGCAAAACCUCAGCAAUACAGAACAGCAAGAAGAGAGACUUAGAAAUCCUAGUCCAGGACAAUGCAGUGCCUUCUGCAAAGCGCCAGUGUGCCCCCCGACAGUUAACUCUGGAGGACUGGGACUUACUAGACAGUUAUUAGAUGACAGCUUUGCACACAGUGCCUUAUGGAUAUGCUGCUGUUGGAAGUGGCUGGAUAAAGACAUUGGCUGUUGUGUGUUUGCUAUGCACAAAAAUAUUACAAGCUAAAAACAUAUAUAUAUAUAUAUAUAUAUAUAUAUAUAUAUAUAUAUAUAUAUAUAUAUAUAUAUAUAUAUAUAUAUAUAUAUAUAUAUAUAUAUAUGAAUACAGUAGUGUGUGUGUGUAUAUAUAAUAUGAAUACAGUAGUGUGUGUGUGUAUGUGUGUAUAUAUAUAUAUAUAUAUAUAUAUAUAUAUAUAUAUAUAUAUAUGCAAGUUAUAACAAGACUGCCUACACAGUAUGCCAAUAUUGUGCUUUUAUUUUAUAAAUCACUUUGUAAUUUGAUGUUGAAUUGUAAAUAUUCACUUUUCUAUACGUGUUAGCACUUGAUUUGUAAAAUGCAACAAUCUCAAAUACCUUGUGAACUUUUACAGUUAAAUAAAGGAUAUGUUAUAAAAUCAGCUUUGAACAGUGAUAAAACUGGAGAGUACACAGAUAACCAAACAAGAAAGAAAUCAAUGCUAUCUAAACGUGUUACUGACUUGGGAGCCUGGUUACAGCAUCCAAGUGGCUUGUAUGCUCAGUAGUGCUUUGUAUUGUACCCAACAGUUUUCUUUGAA
This is a messenger RNA of Acipenser ruthenus (sterlet), 2188 nucleotides long. RefSeq names its product leucine rich repeat containing 42 (gene lrrc42). Lineage: Eukaryota; Metazoa; Chordata; Actinopteri; Acipenseriformes; Acipenseridae. Gene Ontology annotation, molecular function: protein binding. The coding region runs from base 185 to 1531 and encodes 448 amino acids. The transcript is spliced from 8 exons. The record is from RefSeq and is a predicted model, not a curated record.